UCUCGGUGAUAACAAACUCUAGACCGAUACGCGUGAUAAUCUACAUACAUCGCCUCCGAGUUAGGCCUGCCCUCGAAUUGCCUUCGAUCCAUCAUGAACUUCAGUGCUGGAUUUCUUCGGCUAUCUGCUCCCAGAUUCAGCAGAUCGCUUGCAACUGUAUCCCAUACAUCCCGUUCGGCACCACAAAGACAUGACUGGACGCGACAAGAAAUCCAAAAGAUUUACGACAGUCCUCUGUUAGACCUUGUCUUCCGCGCGAGCAGCAUCCACCGUCAGAAUCAUGACCCUAGCAAGAUCCAGCUAUGCACACUUAUGAAUAUCAAGACUGGUGGAUGUUCUGAGGACUGCUCGUACUGUUCUCAGUCAUCCAGAUAUUCCACUCCGACGAAGGCUUCACGUUUGCUUGAUAUCGAACCUGUCAUCGAAGCAGCACGAAAGGCCAAAGAGAAUGGAAGCACAAGGUUUUGUAUGGGUGCAGCAUGGAGGGACCUCGCAGGACGCAAGAGAGGAUUUGAAAGAAUUCUUCAAAUGGUCCGAGAGGUCCGGGGCAUGGGGAUGGAAGUCUGCACGACUCUUGGCAUGCUUACUGCAGAGCAAGCAAAACAGUUGAAAGAGGCCGGCCUCACUGCAUACAAUCAUAAUCUUGAUACGUCGCGUGAAUUUUAUCCGCAGGUCAUCACGACGCGGUCAUACGAUGAGCGCCUGGGCACGAUUAGUGCAGUUCGAGAUGCUGGAAUAAGUGUCUGCUCCGGCGGUAUAUUAGGUCUUGGAGAGUCGGAUGCGGAUCGCAUCGGCUUGAUUCAGGAAGUUGCCAAUAUGCCAGAACACCCAGAAUCCUUUCCUGUAAAUGCACUCGUACCAAUACCAGGCACUCCACUCGAAGGAAAUGAACGGGUUGCUCAUCAUACUUUACUGCGGACGAUCGCCACCGCGCGUAUUGUUCUCCCAGGAACAAUAAUCAGACUUGCAGCGGGAAGAAACACGCUUAGUGAAUCUGAGCAGGCCAUGUGUUUCAUGGCUGGCGCUAAUGCUGUGUUCACGGGAGAACAGAUGUUGACCACUCCAUGUUCUCCAUGGGAUGAGGACAAGGCAAUGAUGUCUAGGUGGGGUCUAGAGGGAAUGCAAAGCUUCGAGCAAGCAAGCGUCGCAAGGAAGGAAGGUGCUGCGCUAGGAUCGCAAAGCACGAGAACAAUCUCAGAGUCGUAAGCGGAGUCAUCCUACAAUCCCAGGCAAAUUUUCCAUUCAUUACGAGAUACAAGCAAGAGACAUGAUUUCGCUUUGUUGAUA
Molecule: messenger RNA, 1287 nt
Organism: Suillus bovinus
Lineage: Eukaryota; Fungi; Basidiomycota; Agaricomycetes; Boletales; Suillaceae
Product: biotin synthase
Exons: 9
Coding region: 94-1206 (370 amino acids)
Biological process (GO): biotin biosynthetic process
Cellular component (GO): mitochondrion
Molecular function (GO): biotin synthase activity; 2 iron, 2 sulfur cluster binding
Source: RefSeq, a predicted model, not a curated record